AUGGAUUUCGUAAAAUCAAUUUCUUGGGGUCAAAAUGGGGAAAAACUUAAAAUUAAAAUAGGAAUUCAUUACGGAAGAGUCAUUGCAGGGGUCAUAGGUUACCAUAAGCCUUAAUUUUCAUUAAUAGGAGAUACUAUAAAUACCACUUCUAGAGUAAUGUCUACUGGAGAAGAUGGAAAAAUGACUAUUUCUGAGUAGGCUUUUGGCUUUAUUUAUUCAGUAGAACCUGAGUAAGUAGUUUUUAUGCUAAGAAACCUAUUCUACGAAUUUGAUAAGUGUUGUGUUGAAAAUGAUGUUUUUAAGCUUUAUACAAUUGGCGAUUGUUAUGUAGUUAUGAGCUUUACUGAUAUUAGGAAAAGAAAUGCAGUUUAGGAAGCUGUAAAUAUAGUAAAUACGGCUUUUUAAAUGGUGAAGAUUAUUUGUUAGGUUAGAGAAUAGAUUAAAUUUGAAGGUUUGGAUAUGAGAAUAGGUAUUCAUACAGGUAAUAUAAUAGGGGGAGUUAUUGGAACAGAUAUUGUGAGAUAUGAUAUUUAUGGGAAAGAUGUAGUUAUAGCUAAUAAAAUGGAAAGUACAGGACAGUAAGGGAGGGUUUAAGUUAGUAGUGUGACUAAAAAGUUACUGGAAUAGAAAAAUUAAUUGUUUUCUUUUUCGGAAUAAAGGGAUGUUUAUGUGAAUUCGGUUAAUGAAAUGGUGGAAUGUUGGUUUGUUUAAUAAAGGGAUGAAAUUUAGGUUGUUGGGGGAGGGAGAGAUGAUGGGAAUAAUAAAAAUAUUAUGAUUGAUAUUAAUUAAAAUUUAAAUUAUGUAAAUGAAAAGGAACACUUAUAUUUCUUAAAUAAUUUCAUUUUAUCUAUCUAUAUUAUCCUCGAAAUCUCUAUUACCGUCAAUAAUAAGAACCGAUUUUCCAGAUCCGAUGUUUCCUUCGAUUGUAAAAAUGAAGGGUUUUUAAUGAUUUUAUACGUUAUGCAAAUAUAUAAUUCGAUUUGA
Molecule: messenger RNA, 984 nt
Organism: Ichthyophthirius multifiliis
Lineage: Eukaryota; Ciliophora; Oligohymenophorea; Hymenostomatida
Exons: 4
Biological process (GO): cyclic nucleotide biosynthetic process; intracellular signal transduction; adenylate cyclase-activating G protein-coupled receptor signaling pathway
Molecular function (GO): adenylate cyclase activity
Source: RefSeq, a predicted model, not a curated record